Molecule: messenger RNA, 1572 nt
Organism: Theileria annulata
Lineage: Eukaryota; Apicomplexa; Aconoidasida; Piroplasmida; Theileriidae
Exons: 1
Coding region: 1-1572 (523 amino acids)
Source: RefSeq, a predicted model, not a curated record
AUGAGGCUUAAUGUGUUCAAUUCUAAAUUGAGGAGCAUUUCUGUGUUCAAGAAUCUCCUGAAGCUGAAUUCAAAAAAUAACAACUAUGUCAAGAAUAACUAUACUUUCAAGUUCAAAAAAGGUUACAUGUAUAACAAAUAUUUCGGUAAGAAUCCGGAACAAACACAGGCUUAUAUAAAUGAGAAAGUAAAAAAUUUAAUAGGAAGUGAUGUUAAAAUGCUGGAUUCCUGUAAAACUCUACUAAAUUUUAACCUUAACUACAAGUUUGUCCAGUUAAUUGAAGCCAAUAUUCAUUUUUAUACCAAUAAUAAUAAUUUGUACUAUUUGCUGAAAUAUUUGCUAAUAUACCAAACAACUCCUGAUCCUGGGAAUAUUGUGGAUAAUUAUGAAACAAUAAUGACAGUUAUUGAUAAAAUUUGCUAUAAUUUUGACGAAAUAAAUAAUAAGUUUGAGAUAUUGGGUCUGCUAUGCGACUUUGAAAUAGUACAUGGAGAUUUCACACAUUUGGUUCAUAAUUUUAUAGCUGAUCCUGCUAAUAUUAAGGUCCUUGAAAAUAAUAUUUACAACGUUUUGAGGUACUUCAAUUUAUGCAACAAGGUCAGCUGUAACGACUACACCGACACCAUAAUUAACACACUAAUCGCAAAUGGAUCCCACAGAACCUACAAGAUUCGUGAGUUACUGAUUAUUUUCAAAUCCCUGUUGGAUUAUGGCUAUUUUUCAAACUUAAGUUGUGUAGAUUAUUUUAACUUUGUACUAUCCAGUAUUGGUAGUAGGUUUAACAGCAGAGAUUCCUUCGAGUUCGUCAAAUUUUUUGAGAUUUUAGCUCCAUAUUCCUACUACCCAUACUUAAACUGUCUGGAUUUUCUUGAUAAUGAGAAAAUAUUACAGGAGUUCUCUAACAACACCCAUCUCAUUGAUACCAGGAAUCUCAUUAACAUCUGCUCCAUUUACUUGUGUUACUUAAAGAACCACGAAACACUCUCGAAAUUUAUUAAUCUGUCGUUAGUACAAAUUUUUAACCAUUAUAAUGGUGUUAUCCACAAUUUAUCGCUGUUUCAGGUUGUCGAUAGAGAAAAUAGCUUGCCUGGUUCCAGUAUCAGGUGUGUUUCUGAACCCACAACUCAAUCUUCUGUUGAUUUAGAUGUCGAGUGUUUGAGCGGAGAUGAGUUGUUGAAGCUAACCAGAAGGAUGUGUAAGUUUUUUUAUGACUGCAAAGAGCUGUUGGAUCACUUGACUUACCCUAACUUGCUUGAAAUUAACAGAUUUCUGUCAAACUAUGAAUCUACGGUCCAUUUUCUAUCAACUCCAUAUGACAAGCUUAGUGAUUCCUAUACUCUUUUUGGGAAACAUAAGCCUAUAAAGAACAAAGAUAAAGUAUUGCUUCUGGACGAUAUGGUUGGAAAUUAUGUUUUAAUGAGGAAUAAAGAGAGAGGAGUUGGGCCCAAUGACGUGAAUGGGAUGAGUAAGCUCCAUACAGAAGUAAAGAACGUCUUGAGUGGGCUAAACUUCCAUAACUUGAGCAACGAAGUUACAAUUGGACCCUAUAAAACUGACAUACUAAUAUGUUGA